ACGUUAAGAACAACUAUGAGAAAAUGGCGACUAUGUAGAUUAUAUGUAUGCGAGAACUGUUGUGUUGACCCAUUAAGCAUUCUGUUCUGGAUAGUAUCUUUUUUACGUUCGAUAACGUCUAUCUAAUAGCGCAGGCGUUACGUUAUUUUAAUAACCGUCUAAACGUCCGUAGAGCAUCACAUCAGACUGAAGUUUCUAUAGCUGUAUCGUAACGAUUGUUUGCUAGCAGGUAGCGGUUAGUUUAGAAACAUGAAGUUAACCCAAACAUACAACUAAGGUAAAGUUAUUGCAUGUCAUGAAAGAGCAGAUAGAGCUAAACUAUUAACCUAGCGACAGUGUUGUUGGUCAACGUUUGACCAACAACUACCAGUUUUCAUGCUUUUUAUUUGAGCCAAGCGGACUAUCGCAUUUAAAAGUAUGGCUCUGCACAACCUAGUGUUUGUUAUUGAUGUUGAUUAUGAAGAUUACGAGUCAGACCAUCGACUGGAGGUCAGAAACAAUUUCGUGAAACGGGGAAUAUUAUAUAUCCUGUUGCAUUACGGUUAUAAAUAUGGGUUUGAGAAAGUUCGUUGGGGUUAUAAAUUUUACCAGGCAAGAGCUGGUCGUAAUGCCAGCAUCAUAUCGAGAGGAUCCGACUUCAAGGAGCUGCGACACAAAACAUUUGAGGACUUUGAACAAGAGUUUGAAGCGAGAUUUGACGCAAAGGAUAAAGUUUGUCCUUCUCAACAGAAGCAACAGUCUAGUAAAUUAGUUUCAGUUCAAAACGCUUUCAGGGAAACUCUGUUGGACUUCCAGUGGGACAGACCAGACAUCACUUCUCCAACUAAACUUUCCUUGAGGCCCAGGAAGUCGAGUCGUGCUGGAAAGCUCGGGUUGUCUCAAGAAAAUGACUCUUUAAGCAGUGGGAGAAAUGUUGUGUUUGUGGUCUCACGGUGUCCCCGUUCAAGGGCGCAUCUUCUGGACUUCCUGUCUGUAAAAGAUGAUGACCUUCCAGCAGAUGUGACCGAGUAUAUCUUGCCGAAGAGUCUUAACGACAUGCUUGUUCAGCAACAAGUUGUUCUUCACUGGAUUGACACUCGAUCACAUUUUGAGGUUAUGAGCUGUGAGGAUCGUUUUGGUUCUGACAAGCUAUCCGCAGUUCUAGCUCAGGUGGGUGGCAGAGUGAUCCCCGUGGUUGCUCUGUUGUUCAACCUCUGCUGCGAUCACAAAUCAGACUCUGGUUUCAGGAGAGAAACCUUCCUUAUUAACUCCAGCAUCGGAUACCUCCUGUCAUCUGAAAGGCUGUACCGCCUGGCUUUUCCUGCAGUAGCUGGUGUUCUGCGAUGGGAUCAUGGAAAUGCAGCUCAUAACUGCCAUGUGGUGGUGGAGCCGGUGUCCCGAGGUCAGAGGCUUCUGCACGAGUCUAUAGAGGUGAACCUAAAGGGAGCUCUGCAGGGCUGGGAUGCUUCAAUGCUGACACAAACCUUCACAGAGUCAUGGGUGCUUCAGAUCUGCGAUAGCAGUAACCACGAAGCUGCUGCCUUCUUGCAUCUCUUCAGACAACUGUCUGCUCUUUCACUGCACAUGCUUGCUGAAGUCAAUCAUAAUGGGUUGUGGUGUCCAGGUGUCUUCUCCCCGCUGUCACAGUCCACAGCUCUACUCACCAUUCUCCAGCCAAUAAUCUUUGAGCAUGACCAGCUACUGAAGACAAAUAUUAUAGCCCCUGUCACAGCUGAAACCUCUGCUGAUCUGCCAGAUGUGGUGGAUAGUGUUCUGAGCGUCAUUUAUGACAUCAUGAACGAGGACGGUGAUGGGACCGACGAUGCCCCUGCGCCUGAGUGGGCUCUGCAGGAACUCGGCUACAGGCCACAAACAACAAACAUGUUGGAGGCUUGGUUCCCACAGUCGGAUCAGUCAGGAGUAAGCGCCAAUUUAAUGGAGUCAAUAAGAUUGCUUCAUGCAGUACCAGAUCAAGGUACAGAUGAGGAUCUUUCUGAGGCUCAGCAGGAUCUAGUCAGCGGUCUGUCUGAACUGUACCAGGGGUCCCAGGAGUCGGUCAGCAAAAGGGGCAAGAAACGAGGUGCCCACUGUACACCUGUGAAGCAGAAAAUGAAGACAAUGAGUCGCUCGUUGCAAAUGCUAAAUGUGGCACGUCUGAAUGUCAAAGCCCAGAAGACUGAGACUGAGCCGGUGGGGAGUGAGGGCCGGGGGGCCGACAGACCAGGGAGGAGACGACUGAGUGACAGGAACAAACCUGGAGGAGCAAGCACCCUCAGUUUCUCUAGUGAGAAAGAGCUGCUGUGCCAUCUGAAGGUCAGUUAUGACAAGACCCUAGAAGAGAAGGACUCGUCAUUACUUACAAGCAUUCAACAGCUUCUGAAUGCUGUAAAAAUGUUUCUAGUUGCUGAAUCAGACUGGGAGGAAAAAGCCUCUUUACUUGUCCAACAGCACCUGAUGAAGAGCAGCAAAUCAGUCCGUCAGCUUUACGGAGGGGCUCAUGAUGCUGCCAACAAAGUCAGGGAGUGCCAACUGCAAGUGAUGCUGAGGCUGGAGCUCUGCAGACGUUUCUCUUCAAAACAGUCUUACUCAUUGGAUGCAGAUCAGAUGGCAGAGGAGGCAGCUGAAAUGCUGAGGAUAAUCUCAUUAACAACAGACCCAGUGUGCCUAGCAAGGUUCCUUCAAGAUGAAGUCCUCCCAGGGUUCCUGACGGCUGUUCCCAAAGUGCUUGCAGACAUCUACAACAGUCUGGGCACUCAGCUUCCUGAUGCUUUAGUGGCGGUUCUGCCUGCUGACUUCUUCAGUGAUGACUCUGUUGCCAAGGACAGCAUUUCUCCUUCCGCCUCCUUACCUCCCAUCUCAACACAGAGCCUCAUUUCAGAGGAUGGUCUAUUCGACCUGCGAACUCGCUCAGCCAACAAGAGGAGGAGUGGGAUGUUGACUCGACAUCGCAGUAUGACUGAAUCCACACAGAGUCUUCGUCAAAUACAGCUGCCCAAAAAGGUCACAAGAACAUCCAAAAUGAAGACCUCUACUGCUUUGGAGAAACAUGUAGAAAUACAGCAACCUCAGAAACAACAAGCACAAGAGGUGACCAAAGUCAGAAGAAACCUCUUCAACCAAGAGAUAGUUUCCCCAUCAAAGAAAAGAAAACUACCAAGGAGCCAGUCUGUAUCUGCUGUGGAAGGAAUGAAAGGCAAACGUUUUUCUGAAUCUGAAGAAAAACACAAACUUCUCACAAAGAAGGUGUGUGAGACACCUCUCCACAAGCAGGUGUCCAGUCGCCUAUUACAACGGCAGAAAAUAGGAAGGAAAUCUGACCUUACCGAGGAGUGCAUAGUAGAAGAAUCACCAAUAAAACCAGCCGAAGACCUGAGAAGGAGCCCAAGAAUAAAGAAGUUCUCUAGAAGACACUCAAGCACCUUCUACUCAAGUUCUCAGCCUCGCUCCAGGAACCUGGAGAGAGCUCUUUCUUCAUCUCAGCUUACACUCAGCGACAGCAAAAUCUGUGGCAUUAAUGUGAAAACGGUCCAGUCUCCCAUGCGUCUUCUCUUCGGGGCUGCAGAUUCUCCCAUAUGUUCCAGCAACCAGUCUGGUGAAACCCGCACCACCAGGUCCCGGUUGUCCACAGACUCCAGUGUUUUUGAGAGCCCAAACAAAACACCAUCAAAGUCACCCAUCAGACGUGGAAGGAAUUUAUCUCCUAAGAUGCCCAGGACCCCUCAAACCCCAAGGACUCUGGUAUCGUCUAAAAUGCACAUUUCUAUGGUUGCAGAGAGCCCCGAAGCAGCUGCUUCUGGACUUGGUACAGCUGUUGAGUCCAGCCCUUUGAAAUCUCCAGGCAAAGAGCCUCAUGUAACAACGCCAAGUAAGCAAAGUCCUUUAAAGGGUAUUCUUAGGACUCCAGUCAAAGCUCCUGGAUUAUGUAAACUUAGCAGUCCAUUGUCCAAGAAGAGUGUCACAUGGUCUCCCUCUCCUCAGAAAUGUACAGCGGAGGAGAACUAUGCAACUUUUAAAGUACCUAAGUCACCAAGCACAGCUUCUCACAUCUCUAUGAGACAAAUGAAAACUCCCAGCAAGCUCUGCAGUCCAGACCAAAGCACCAAUGAUAAGACAAGCAUGUUUAAGACCCCAGAUAAGAUCUGCAAUGUAAGCCUAGUACGGAUAUCUGAACAUUAUUUAUUGACUCCAGAAAAAAAUCUGACGCCUUCGAUUUGCAACACAGCUAAAAAAGUUGAUGCAGUUCAUCUGGAAACGACUCCUCCACUACGCUCAGCAUCCUCAACCCAACAUAUCUCACCUCAGCACAAAACCAGAACUCUAGUGAAGACACCUAGUCCUACUCACCAAAUGGUUACUCGCUCUGGACGAACCCCGAGGAAAGGGUCAGACACGGUAUCCCCCCUUAAAGCAACAUUUACACCACCAGAGGGUGAUAGAUGUUCAACAGCUUCUGUACCUUCACUUAGAACAGAGGAGCAGACUGAAACAUUACAGUCUUCUGAAACCGAUUCCAGCCUCCAGGCUGAAUCACAGGAAUGUGAGUCUUCUCAUGGUAAUUCUGCGACCACAGAUGACGACAGUUUGAAUAUUGUCGAUGCUGCAGUUGUAAAGACUCAGUUCAACCAAGGUAUAAAAAUGAGUAUUAGCUUCUCAAGGAAGUCUUCUGUGUCUAGUCCAGACUGUCUCGUAAGAACAGCUUCCCCAAAACAACCUUUGCCGCUCCAAAACACACCCAGCCGGAGUUAUGGCUUCCGACAAACCCCCGACCGCCAGCAGAGGGAGGCUGCUGCCCGUUUAGGAUACGGAAAUGAUUCCCCUCGAUUUUCAACCCCCAGAGGCUUGGCAAGAUCCAACAGUAAGAAAGGCUCAAAUACUCCAAACACUCUUACCUACCAAGUCGAACUGGAAAUGCAGAAAUCUGGGCUUCCAAAACUCAAAAUAAAACGAACAGAUUCCAUGAAUGCAGAUGACUUUUCUUCUGGUGGCGCUCCUCAACCCGGAGCACAGAGCCCUUUAGUCGGCACAAAACCUCACAUGGAAAGCGCCUUGGCUCUGAUGUCUAAACACAAAGAUCCUUCCUGCUACUCUCCGUCUCUUUGCGCUCAUAUCACUCCAGCCAAAUGUACUCCUGGGAAAGGCGGUGGUGUCCAAACUUACAUCUGUCAGUCCUACACGCCUACACGCCAUUCUACAGCAACCCCUUCUCCAAAUGCGGUGGCAGUGGCAGACAUUAUUCCUCUCACUCCUUCACCUCAGAGUGUGGGCAAAGUGACUCCAGACAACCUGAACAGCUGGCCUCGCAGGAAGAGGCCUCAGCUCGGUGUGUUUGGAGGCAAGGAUCGAGUGCUGAGGGGGGAGCCUCGGCUGGAGGAGCUCCUGGAGGAGGCUGAGCUUGGAGUUAGUCGCUUGGAGGACUUUGAUGACAAUGACGAACCCUCAAGCAGCAAAGCUGGAAAAAUGGCUUUGACUUCUAAACAGGCUCCCCCAGUUGCAGCAAAUGCGUCUCCUCUUUCACCCAUGGAGGACUUGUAUUGGAUGGCCAAGCUGGCUGAAGGGGCAGACUAUGCUGAUUCGGAUAAAACUGCAGAAGUCAUCUGGGCAUCUGAAGCUGGAGAGCUAAUGUCAACAGUAACUCCUCCCAGUCGGAAGGGGAGUAAACCAGUGACACCAAGCGGCAUUUUGGCCCUCACUCAGUCUCCGUUGCUGUUUAAGGGAAAAACGGGUUCUACUCGAAAGAAAACACCUAAUUUCAAAGAUGAAGCUGCAUCAGGGAAAACAGAAUAUGAACCGGACCUCUCCCCUUUCAGCCUUUUCCAGCCAACUAGACGCUCAAACACAGGGAAGACCUACAGCAGGAAGAGACUACUGCAUUGAGGCAAAAUGUUUAAAACGUUGCAGGCAAUCAGCAGUCGGACCGACCGUUCUGUUUCUGACUGGGAAGCUGUGAGCCUUUUGAUAGCACAGUGAAAGGUGUUGGAGCUGCUUUUGUUCAAUCGGAACCAUUUAAGAAUUCAAAGAAUGUUUUAUAUUGAUUUCAAAAGUUGUUUGGAGUAUUUCACUAAACAAAAAUGGCUAUGGAUGUUGUUUUACGUGAAGCAUGGUGCUAAUGUACAUAUGAUUAUAUUUUUUAUCCCACCUAUUUUUACAAUCAAGGCUGAUCCCUCCUCAUCCAUUUAAAUAGUAUUGUUUAUUUAUUAAUUCGCUCUAUUUUUUUUCAACUUUGUCUUUCAGUAAAAGGGAUUUUCUGAAAUCUUGUAAAUUUGUUAAUGUUGAUAAAUUCUUGAAAAUAAACAGUUUUUCUUAA
Molecule: messenger RNA, 6283 nt
Organism: Girardinichthys multiradiatus
Lineage: Eukaryota; Metazoa; Chordata; Actinopteri; Cyprinodontiformes; Goodeidae
Gene: ticrr
Product: TopBP1-interacting, checkpoint, and replication regulator
Exons: 21
Coding region: 418-5853 (1811 amino acids)
Biological process (GO): response to ionizing radiation; DNA replication; regulation of DNA-templated DNA replication initiation
Cellular component (GO): nucleus
Molecular function (GO): chromatin binding
Source: RefSeq, a predicted model, not a curated record